AUGGCUGGGCUCAUUCCCAACACCAGAGAUGGCUUCAAUUUCCCUGAAUCGAUUAAAUCCCUUCCUCUCCCUGCAACUUCUUCCACAACAGAUAUUCAGGCUGCUGCUGUGGAAGCUGCAUACUCUUUUCAACACCAAGAGAAACAAGAAGUACCACAACUGUGCUCCAACACCAAUGAUGAUGAUAACAACAAUGGUUUUCUUGAGUCGGAGCCCACUAUACACAAUCAAUCAGUGUCCACUGAUGUUUCAGGAACUGGAAACGAAAACAAUGAGAUGGUGGAUUCAUGGCUUGAUUGGCUAAACUUGCUAAUGAAUAUUGCAGAUGGAGUACAGGUUGGAUCUUCUCUGCUCUUUCAUAACACAUUUACUAGAGAAGAAGAUCAAGAUCAUCACUUUACAUCUCUUUGGGAUUUCACUUAG
Molecule: messenger RNA, 423 nt
Organism: Cryptomeria japonica (Japanese cedar)
Lineage: Eukaryota; Viridiplantae; Streptophyta; Pinopsida; Cupressales; Cupressaceae
Product: ethylene-responsive transcription factor ERF024-like
Exons: 1
Coding region: 1-423 (140 amino acids)
Source: RefSeq, a predicted model, not a curated record